AGGUCGUCGACGACGCUGAUUGCUGACUGAUCCGGGGAGGGGCCGAUAAUUGGGACGGAGACCGGCAGAACUAUGGUCCGGCAUACUUUGGGCCAGAUCGACUUAACGGAGCUUCGAGAGCUGCAUCCAUAUUCUCCCCGUCCAACGUUGUUGUAAUGAUUGUCAUCUUCAACGACUCAUUCAUUUCGGGUUUCCAGUAAAAUCCCUGUCUUUUCUAUUUGAUCUGCGAACCUGCUGGUCUGAGUUUGCCCUGUAUCGUCCCCAAUGUCUCUUAACCAGGUCUGGGAGGCAGCUUCCGCAAGCCCUUUUACUCCUCUUAUCUCAAAGAACAGCCAGUUCUCCACCGGAUUCGCCCUGUUGCUUCUCGGCUUCAUUUUCACUGGACUUUUCGGUUUGAAUCGUUCCUUGUUGAGCAUUGCAUCCUUCGGGGUUCCAGCCUCUUUGGCUUUUGGUUUCGGGGCCGUGUUUAUGAUCUGUGCCGUUGGAGUAUACUUUCUCAUUGAAGCCUGUCACAAUUUAAUUCCCGGCGUUUAUUGUUCUAUACUUCUUUAUAUCUAUUUGCACUCUGCAGGCCCUAUCUUCACUGCUGUCUCUAGCAAUGCGCAUCAACUAUAUGCCCUACUUCAUUGCAUCGGGUUUGCGCAAAAUGCCAUGGUGCAAAUCACACCAGACGGAAUCCGGUUUUCCGUGGAAGAAGGGCGAGUAAUUCAAGGCCUUGCGUUUCUUGAUAAAGCUCUCUUCACUACUUAUACCUUCAACCUACCGGCAAUCAAUAACGAAAACGAAAAUCCAGUGGUGGACAGUUCCGCGUCUGAGAACUUAGACUAUCCUCACUUUGUUGUCUCGUUAUCAGCCCUACUCGAAACAUUGAAAAUCUUCGGCAUAGGCGAUUCCACUGCCACAAAUUCCAUGAGGGCCGCUAGUGUUCAACCGUCAAAUGUUUCUGCAACGAGUGCAUUCACAGCCCCUUCGUUACUUCUUAAUCGCUCUUGCACAUUUCAAUAUUUGAGUCAUGGCUCUCCUCUCAGCAUUACCUUGGCCGAAACCGGCGUGAAAACUAUUUGUGAACUCACAACUUACGAAUGUGAUGAGGGUGAUCUAGAUAUCCCCUUUCAGCGAGACGGCAUUAUCAUGAAGAUCAUCAUGAGAUCUGCCUGGUUACACAAUGCAAUCACCGAACUCGGCGCCACAAACCCUCAGGUCUUGAAAAUAUCCGCAUCUGCAAAGCAGGAACCUUUCUUCACGCUUUCUGGCUCUGGAGGUCCGUUCAGUGAGUCUUUGGUGGAAUUCUCAAUUGAGCAAGAUAACCAAAGCAGCGGAAAUCCAUCCGACUUGCAUCGCAAAGUCUUGACCGAUGACGGGACAUCCCGUUCACGCGCGACAAGGGCCAAGCUUGCCCCGACCGUCACAGAGACUUUCCUUGUGAGCCCACCAUCCUCCAUGGGCACUCGCAUCAAACAAGAUUAUCGGUUUUCCUUCAUUCAGAAAGCUUCCCAUGCCAUGGCCGCAGCCAACAAAGUAAGCAUUCGGGGCGAUAGGCAAGGGGUUCUAAGUCUCCAAUUUAUGAUUGAAUUCGAUGGCACGGGAGCCAUCACUACCAACACCGGCUCACGGUCAAUUAAAGAGGCACCAGCAUCUACUGUGAGCUUUGUGGAUUUCCGCUUUGUGCCGAUGCUCGACGAGGAUGAGCUUAGGGAUGAAGUGACUCAUGAUGCUUUCGAGUAG
Molecule: messenger RNA, 1725 nt
Organism: Aspergillus ochraceoroseus IBT 24754
Lineage: Eukaryota; Fungi; Ascomycota; Eurotiomycetes; Eurotiales; Aspergillaceae
Product: putative DNA repair protein Rad1
Exons: 6
Coding region: 265-1725 (486 amino acids)
Biological process (GO): DNA damage checkpoint signaling; protein N-linked glycosylation; DNA repair
Cellular component (GO): checkpoint clamp complex
Source: RefSeq, a predicted model, not a curated record